This is a messenger RNA of Zychaea mexicana, 477 nucleotides long. RefSeq lists its product as uncharacterized. The transcript has a single exon. The coding region runs from base 1 to 477 and encodes 158 amino acids. Lineage: Eukaryota; Fungi; Mucoromycota; Mucoromycetes; Mucorales; Lichtheimiaceae. The record is from RefSeq and is a predicted model, not a curated record.
AUGACAUUAUAUUAUAAAACUAAAUUCAAUAUUAUAUUAUCCGAUCAACUCCAGCUUACAGAAUCACAGUCGACAGCACAACAGCAGCAGAACAACAGCCAGAAUCAAGAGCCGUCGUCGUUACGACAACGACAGGAAAGCAGCAAUAAUCAAGAACAAUCAUCAUCGCAGCAGCAUCUGAAUGACAGCGAUUGCAUUACAUCUCUUACAAAGCGGUGCUCAAGCACAAGAGCUGAAGAUCGCUAUCUGGAGAUGGAGCUGUUGGAUCCAAAAGAUUUGUCUUUUCCACCUAUGAACCAUGAUAAUCAUUUUGUCGCUCAGCAGUUCAAUGUGACAAACACAAUUUACAAAUUCCAGUAUUCGAUUUUACAACAAAAAUGGAAGCUCACCAUUGAAGAUCAUAUACACCAUGGGGGACCAGCCAUGGUUAUGAUGAAUUUGAUGCGAUCUAGUAACCCUAGCUGGCUUAUUAGCUAA